Messenger RNA from Carlito syrichta (Philippine tarsier), 2641 nucleotides. It is a transcript of the gene DGCR2, whose product is annotated as DiGeorge syndrome critical region gene 2. The transcript is spliced from 10 exons. NCBI's taxonomy places the organism in Eukaryota, Metazoa, Chordata, Mammalia, Primates, Tarsiidae. The record is from RefSeq and is a predicted model, not a curated record. The coding region runs from base 24 to 1592 and encodes 522 amino acids. Gene Ontology annotation, cellular component: membrane. Gene Ontology annotation, molecular function: protein binding.
UUCAUGGAGCUGUUAGGAUUAAAAUGGAGCUGCGGUGCAACCCUGGGCAGUUUGCCUGUCACAGUGGCACCAUCCAAUGCAUCCCCCUCCCCUGGCAGUGUGACGGCUGGGCAACUUGUGAGGAUGAGAGUGACGAAGCCAACUGUCCAGAAGUGACCGGGGAGGCGCGUCCUUACCAUGGGAAGGAGGCUGUGGAUCCAUGGCAGGGACGGUCCCGAGGAGGUGACCCCACGCACUUCCACACAGUGAACGUGGCGCAGCCAGUCCGCUUCAGUAGGAAGUGCCCGACAGGGUGGCAUCACUAUGAAGGCACGGCCAGCUGCUACAGGGUCUACCUGAGUGGAGAGAACUACUGGGAUGCUGCACAGACCUGCCAGCGCCUAAACGGCUCCCUUGCCACCUUCUCUACUGACCAGGAGCUUCGUUUCGUCCUGGCCCAGGAAUGGGACCAGCCCGAGCGGAGCUUUGGUUGGAAGGACCAGCGCAAGUUGUGGGUUGGCUAUCAGUAUGUCAUCACCGGUCGGAACCGUUCUCUGGAAGGUCGCUGGGAGGUAGCAUUCAAAGGCUCUUCGGAGGUGUUCCUGCCCCCAGACCCCAUCUUCGCCUCGGCCAUAUCUGAGAAUGACAACGUAUUCUGUGCACAGCUCCAAUGCUUCCACUUUCCCACCCUGCGACACCAUGACCUCCACAGCUGGCAUGCUGAGAGCUGUUAUGAGAAGUCUUCAUUUCUGUGUAAAAGAAGUCAAACGUGCGUUGACAUCAAGGACAAUGUGGUGGAUGAAGGUUUCUACUUCACCCCCAAAGGGGAUGAUCCGUGCCUGAGCUGCACCUGCCAUGGAGGGGAGCCUGAGAUGUGUGUGGCCGCCCUCUGUGAGCGGCCCCAGGCCUGCCAGCAGUACCGCAAAGACCCCAAAGAGUGCUGCAAGUUCAUGUGUCUGGACCCAGAUGGCAACAGCCUGUUUGACUCCAUGGCCAGUGGGAUGCGUCUGGUUGUCAGCUGUAUCUCCUCCUUCCUCAUCCUGUCUCUGCUGCUCUUCAUGGUUCACAGGCUGCGCCAAAGGCGCCGGGAGCGCAUUGAGUCCCUGAUUGGUGCAAACUUGCACCACUUCAACCUCGGCCGCAGGAUCCCUGGCUUUGAUUACGGCCCAGACAGGUUUGGCACGGGCCUCACGCCACUGCAUCUUUCUGACGACGGAGAAGGCGGGACUUUCCACUUCCACGACCCUCCGCCUCCCUAUACAGCUUACAAGUGCCCAGACAUCGACCAGCCCGAUGACCCACCACCACCCUACGAGGCUUCCAUCAACCCAGACAGCAUGUUCUAUGACCCUGCAGAUGAUGAUGCAUUUGAGCCCGCAGAGGCCAGCCCAUCAAUCCCAGGGGAUGGUGGCAGUGAAGGCAUGCUGCACCGGCGCCUGGAGCAGCCUUUGCCUGCUGUGGGGGCCUCUCUGGCAGACCUGGAAGAUUCCUCUGACAGCAGCAGUGCCCUGCUUGUGCCCCCCGACCCUGCCCAGAGUGGGAGUGCCCCAGCCACAGAGGCCCUACCAGGGGGCAGCCACCACAACCACAGCUCCCUCAACACCGUGGUAUAGACGGUCCAGCUCAUGCCCCAACAGGCUGGGAGCACCUGUCAGCUGUUAAAAACACUGGUCUUCGUGGGAGACUUGAAUGGCGCCUGCCUCAGCCUGGACCUGCCCACUGCCACAUACCCACCUGGCACACGUGUGUACAUAGAGACUGUGGCUGCCUCCUGCUGAGAAGAGCAAACGCCUGCACUAAGUUUCCUUGAGGGCUUCAAAACCAUGCAUAGCUUUGAGUCACUGUCUCCUCCUUUUUAAAUGACAGAAGAGUGACAAAGUUUGUUCAGACCACGUGUUUAGAAGCAGGGAACAAGAAGGUACUGUGGGCUAUGGCCAAACCCAGCAUGUCUUUGGUUGGCUUGCUCGCUGGCAGUGUGCUGUCCAGAGAUGUAUGCUGACCAGUUGCCAAGCCACAGGCAGGUGGCACAAAGGCUGCCACCAUGUGCCUCACUGGACACCCAGCAGGGCUCUCCUGGACUGUCAGCGUGGUAUAGGCAGUGAAUCUGCUUCAGGAGAUGACCUCUGAGGUUGCUGCAGUGGCUGCUCCCCACAGGCCAGGCUGUGAACACUGAGGUGACCCUGGCCUGGACUGGGCUCACCUGGGGCUCUGGUACCUGAGGUUCUGAGAGAGAGCUUGGGAGGAGGUUGCACUCUGCUCUGUUGUUCCACCUGGGCUCUGGCUGGAGGUGCAGCUCCACCCUAAGGUCCCUCCCGACAUUGCUGUGCAUGGCUCCCCAGGAGGAAGCUCUGGAGUGGGGCUGAGGCCCUGGACACUUGGCACUUGGGGUCUUCUGUCUCUCCACUCUGGAGCCCUGGGCACCCCCUCCCACAACCUCCUGUUGAAUGCCCCUGGACCCAGCCCUCCCCCCACCUUAUUUGUGCCAUAAAGGGUGGUUCCUCUGCGGGGAGUGGCUGACACCAUCCUGAGCUACAUCCAUCUCCUGAAAGUCCACAUGCACACCGCACCCUGCUGUAGCCCAGCACCAGUGGCUGCAUGUACACCUCCCCACUCCUCAGCAGCUCUGGGUGCUGGGCCUGGGGGCCUUGUGCUGAGGGACCCU